This is a messenger RNA of Colletotrichum karsti, 543 nucleotides long. RefSeq lists its product as uncharacterized. The transcript is spliced from 2 exons. NCBI's taxonomy places the organism in Eukaryota, Fungi, Ascomycota, Sordariomycetes, Glomerellales, Glomerellaceae. The record is from RefSeq and is a predicted model, not a curated record. Bases 1 to 543 code for a protein of 180 amino acids.
AUGCAUUCCAACGCUCUGCUUGUCAGUCUUUUCGGCCUUCUCGGUGUAGCAACAUCUAUGCCCUCACAGUAUGAGGUUGCGGUUGUUCCUCGAUCAGACGCUUCUUUAUCCCUCCGAUCUCCUCAACCUCAAGCCCCGGCCCCGAAACAAGGUACCACUACCAAGGUGGCAACAACGCCCGAGACUUCGGAUCCUCACGAUAAAUUUGAUCCCAAAGUGGUGAUUGGAGGAACCGUGCAAUGCCUUGCUGCGACUGCACCUCCCAAGAAUGAUCAACUCAUCGCGGAGCUAUCUAUCUGUGGCGGCAUCAAGGCGCCUAUCAACAAUUGCCCAGGCACAGAACAGACUUCAACGGGCACGUCGGGCAAGGCGCUUUGGACUCUGAACGCCGCGGCGGGCGAGAAGAUUAAUAUCUUCAAGGGAAGGUGGGAAGAAUGCUGCAAUGCUGGCCGAGCUACUUGCAACGGCAAGGCCUUCUCACUCCAGUGCGAGAAUGGCACGGAUGCGGGCAACCCAGUUACCAUUACGCUGUCAAGCAAAUGA